AACAAAUUCUUUCCCCUAUGGAGAAGAAAAAGAGAGAAAUUAUCUAUGAUAUAUUUUCUUUGCUUCCCCUCGAAAUUAUCUAUGACAUAUUUUGUCGGCUUCCUGUCAAGUCUUUAACGUGUCUCAAGUGUGUUUCCAAAUUUUAUCUUUCUCUUCUAUCGGAUCCAUCUUUUCUUGAUAUCCAUCAUACCCACUCUAUAUCUCGUCCUGAUAAGACGAAAUUCCUGGCAUGUUCCCUGGAUGGAAAUUUUUCUUACACCGUAGAUGAGAAAGUGGAAGAUAGGAAAGCCACCGUUCUUCGUAUUGAGGAGUUAGAUGGUGUAAAAUAUUCUAGAUUUGAUUAUGUUAAUGGUUUGUUUUGCUUAUGGAGUGCAACCGUCCAUCCCCCUGCUAUUUAUAAUCCCACUACAAGAAUAGUAAGAUAUCUUCCUUGCCUAGAUUCCAUGAUCAUUGAUGAUGAAGUUUUUACCAAUUAUUACUAUUCAUUAGGUUUUGAACCGGAUGAAAAGGAGUAUAAAAUUUUGAUGAGUAGUGUUCCGCUAGAUUUGGACUCACCCACAAGACAGUGGGUUUUAACACUCGGCACAAGUGAAUCGUGGAGAGAGAUUAAAAGUGCACCUUGUCCAUUAUUUCUAUUUACGAUUGAAGGAGUUUGCAUCGAAGGAGCUGUCUAUUUCGUAGGUGCUCACGAUAAAAGAUGCAUAGUGGCAUUUAAUGUUAGGAUGGAAAAAUUUCAGAAUUAUCUCAUUGUGGAAUCACGUCUUAGAUGUUCCGGCAGAAAGGUUUUAUAACUUGAUAGAAGUGAAGGGAAAAUUAGCGGCCAUUGAUUGUUCAAGAUGGAACGUGGGAGAGAUGGAUUUGAGGAUUUUACAAAGUUCUGAAAUUGAAGAAUGGGUGAACAAACAAUUGCGUUCCCCGAGGCACUUUCUUCUAGCUUGACGAUGUAUCUCGCGGGUUGCUUUUGUGGUAGUACUCGUGAUGGUGAGGUCGUGUUCAUCUCUAACACCAAGCUCGAGCGAAAUUGGAUUGUCUUUUAUGAUCUCAAGAAGAAGAAUUGGAGAGAAAUUGAAAUCACGGAGCUUGCAGAAAAGGUGGAGAUCAUUGGUAUCUAUAGUCAUGUAGAUAGCCUC
Lycium ferocissimum is the source of this 1130-nucleotide messenger RNA. Its product is annotated as F-box protein At3g57590-like. The coding region runs from base 18 to 791 and encodes 257 amino acids. The record is from RefSeq and is a predicted model, not a curated record. Gene Ontology annotation, molecular function: protein binding. The transcript is spliced from 2 exons. NCBI's taxonomy places the organism in Eukaryota, Viridiplantae, Streptophyta, Magnoliopsida, Solanales, Solanaceae.